AUGGUCCAAAUCACGUCAUUUCUUACCCUCGCUGUUGGUCUUGUUGGGACAACAUUGGCCUCGUCCUCGAACACAGGGCUGUUGCAGAUGUUGACUUACAUCAAGCGUCAUCCCAACAUGACCCGUGCUGAGUUCUGGGAGUACUGGGACACUCAACAUACACCCAAGGUUAUUCCACUUGCAACUAACUUUGGCAUAUCCAGAUACCAGCAGUUGGCGGGAAGAUUGUCCCCACCGACUUCAAACAAACUCGUCGAGUUUGAUGGGAUUGCCAUGUUCCUUUAUGAGUCAGCUGACGACCUGACUGCCAUGUUGGCGCACCCUUACUACAUCGAUGUCGUCGAACCUGACGAGCAUGUCUUCAUCGACAAGUCUGCGUAUGGCAAUGGAAUGGUCGCUACUUACAUCGGCGAACAUAUUGAGGUGGUGGGCGACGAGCGGAGUGUUUGGGUGGGUGACAAGAAAACUCGCAACAAAUACCAGAAGCUUUUCAAAUCGUACCGAUAA
Messenger RNA from Fusarium venenatum, 507 nucleotides. Its product is annotated as EthD domain-containing protein. Lineage: Eukaryota; Fungi; Ascomycota; Sordariomycetes; Hypocreales; Nectriaceae. The record is from RefSeq and is a predicted model, not a curated record. Gene Ontology annotation, molecular function: oxidoreductase activity.